This is a messenger RNA of Penaeus indicus, 3324 nucleotides long. Its product is annotated as gamma-aminobutyric acid receptor subunit gamma-4-like. NCBI's taxonomy places the organism in Eukaryota, Metazoa, Arthropoda, Malacostraca, Decapoda, Penaeidae. The transcript is spliced from 11 exons. Bases 285 to 1454 code for a protein of 389 amino acids. The record is from RefSeq and is a predicted model, not a curated record. Gene Ontology annotation, cellular component: plasma membrane; synapse; neuron projection. Gene Ontology annotation, molecular function: transmembrane signaling receptor activity; transmitter-gated monoatomic ion channel activity involved in regulation of postsynaptic membrane potential; excitatory extracellular ligand-gated monoatomic ion channel activity. Gene Ontology annotation, biological process: nervous system process; signal transduction; regulation of membrane potential.
UCGUGCCCGAGGGUAAGCCAGCCGACGUCCUGCCCAGCCCACACACGACCCACGGAUCCGGACACGGCGAGCGGGCGAUUCGCAGCGGGUGAUUCGAACGCGUUUGUUCUUGGGGGCGUGAGAAGUGAGGGGUCGGUGGUGGAGCUUGGGGGUGUGACUGAGUGUGUCUCUGUGGAGCUUUUCUGGGUGGCUUGGUGGAGCUCUCUUGGGUGGCCUGGACGCCUCUCUUGGUCGGCGACGAAGCGUUUCCGAAGACUGAGGAUUUCCAGGAGGAGGCGAUAAGGAUGGCGUUCAGGCUGUGGCUCUCGGCUUCGGUCCUCUGCUGGCUGGGAGGAGGUGCCGGUGCCAUCAAGAUCCCUCUGGGGGAUCUCCUGAACCUGAACAGCUACGACGGCGCCCUUCGACCCAACACGCACGCAGGUCCAACACACAUCAACGUCACUCUCUUCAUUGACUCCAUCAGUGUUGAUGAUAAAAAGCAGGUGAUCGGGAUCUCGGGCGAACUGCUUCAGGAAUGGAUGGACCAGAACCUGCAGUUUCAGUUCCAAGGCUCAAGUUUCCUCACGUCUGUGGGGCUUUCAGGAGUUUCCGGGGCGAGCAUCCUGAGUCAGGUGUGGCGGCCGGACCUGGUGGCGGGGAAGGAACUGAAGGCCAAAGAACCCAGCUCGAGCCUUGAAUUCCUCAGGAUCAAGAACGACGGCCAUGUGGUUUGGACGCAGAGAGUCCAUUAUUCGUUCCCGUGCCACCUCGACCUUCAAGUCUAUCCUCUUGGCAGUCACAAGUGUAUCUUGAAACUACAUAGCUUGGGCUACGAGUCAAACGAGCUACAGCCUCAGUGGAAGGAGGAUACGACCAUUGACUACAGUUCGGUCGUUAUGUCUCACGGCUACAGGCUUAAGGGGACCAAGCGAAGUGCCAAGUCUGUUGUCAUUGGCCAUAGACCACAGAGGGAGUUGCAGAUGGAGUUCGAUAUUGAGUCGUCAGGAGGCUGGACUGUCAAGCACACUGUCAUACCUCUUGUGGCUACUGUCACGUGCGCCUACCUCGCCUUCUUCAUCAACAUUAGAGGAGUCUGCGCCAGGAUGAUUACUUGCAUGAUGUCCCUUGUCACGGCAGCUAUUUUCCACGAGAGCACCUACAGGAACGUCCCUCCGUCAGCCCAAACUAUGGCGGUGGAGGUGUUCACAGGGACGUGCCUCACCUUCAUCUUCGUGGCCACCGUCGAGAGCGUCGUCGUGGACGUCCUGGCGCACCUGCCCACCAAGGGACGCCGCUCGCCGCCCUCCUCGUCCUUUGCUCUGGAGGUCAGAAAAGACGGGAGGCCUGACCUGAUGGAGGAGAGGUCGGGCCACAAGGGCCCCGUGGCCGCCCUGUGGCUGGACCGCUGCUUCCGCGUCCUCUACCCCGCCAGCUUCCUCGCCUUCAACGCCGUCUACUGGGUUCUCUACAACUAAGUUUGGCUUCCGGGGCGCCACGGAGGGAGAGAGGGAAUUCCCUGCAACAUCAGCUGGAACUUAACUUAGAGAGUGACUUAAGUUUAUACUUUUACGAAGAUUUAUAGGAGCAGAGAAAGACUUGAAAAUGUGUCUAAAGGAAUACGUCGUUUUGAGGAUUUUUUUUUUUUUUUUUUUUUUUUUUUUUUUUGCGGAGGGCGACUCUGUAACUCGUAAAAAUUAUGCAAGUUAGGACUAUUUAAUUUCUUUUUUUUUCGUCACUUUACUUCUGAAUUUCUUCUCUUCUGUUUUAUUUUACGCUACUGACACAGUACGUCCUUUACUUACCUCUAAGUAUUCUACGGGAAAUUGAGUUUUGAGUUUACCUUCAUUAUUCAUAUAUAUAUAAUUUUUUUUGAUGAAAUAUCGUCCGAAACACUGUAAGGAAACAUGGUCCAUAUCUCCUGUAAACAAAUGUCAUUUUAGAAUAAGUGCUUGAGGGUUGUAAAGAGUAUAUAGUAACGCUAAAGUAAGUCGUAAGAAAAAAUAGAUAACAUAUUGUUUUGUUUUCGUCCAUAAGAGGGCGGGACGACUGUGAAUGGAAUUAAGGAAAUCCUUAUUCAGAUGAAAAAAAAAAAUAGUCUGAUUUUGUAUAAAUUGUCCAUGGUCUUCAGUAUUUUUUUUUGUUAAUUUGUUUUAUAUGCAAAUCCAUUAUACUCCGCUACGUUAUUGUCACUUAAAAUAACAUCAGUGCAACGGAGUAAACAGUGAAACUCUCGGUCUUCUGUGAGAGGAAAGGCAUCCUUUAAUACAACUUAAAACAUUGAUCUCCCUCGCCGAUUCAUUUAAUUAAUUCUAAUCCCCUAAAUUACCUAAUUCAUUUUAUAUCAUUAUUAUUAGUAUUUUUUUAUUAUUUUUUUAUUUAUUAUUAUUAUUUUUUUUGUGUUGUGACAAACUGACAAAACCUUGUUUCAUUUUCCCCAAGUUUCUCUUAGUGUUAUCUGUACGUAUUGUGAAAUGGUUCGAUUCUCUGUCAUUGUUAUCGGCGUGGAACAACAGAUACGCUUUUGUUUGUACGACGGAGUUUAAGUGAAUGUAUUUUGCGAUUUAUAACGUCACUGAAACACAUCCAAAACGUACGAUAAAUGGUCACUUUCAAAAGGCAAUAUUGGACUUAUGAUCAAACCGAAACAAUAGAUUCGAACCGAUGAAUCAAAAAAAAAGAAAAGAAAAGAACUUGAUACGCUUUCAUUUUACAAAGGAUGCCUGUGACAAAUUUAAAAUAAGAUAUGUUAAGUUUCUCUUUACUUUUAACGAACGGCGGCAAGGGUGUUCGCAUGCACAUUGGCUCAAGACGGCGUGGGCACCAAAACGCUUCGGUUACUACGUGAACCUCUAAUGAAAUCUAAUGAAGCCAAUUGAAGAACCUUUAAGAAUGAGCUUCGAACGCUUUUUUCGAAAAACUUUUUUUUUCUUGUGUUCCUAAUUACGUAACUAUUCCAAAAAUAGAAUCUUUAUAGAUCAUCUAAAAAAAUUUCGGAAAAUACUUGUCCAUAUGUUAAUAUAUAAAUAAUUACUCCUAUUUUCUAAUUAUUGUCAUUAGGUUUUCCUUAUCUUUAUAUAAAAAAAAUCAAAGGUUGGACGAAAUAUUAAAAGUAAUCAUUAAAAAUACUUUCUUGACAGAGUAUGUGACAUGAAUACUCCAAAAAGGAUCAUAUCAAGAAGCAGACAAGUCCCACCCUUAGAUUUAUUGGCGAGUGGUGACCGCAAGCAAUGCCGUUGCUAGGCUAAGGCUAAAUAUUAACUGUGUUGACUUAUGAGCAUUGUGACCUGUUGGAAGAGAGGUGAUAAAAUGUUGUAGAAAGACAGAAAUAAAUAAAAAUAAACCUCU